AUGACGCAGGAGUGGGACGACGGCGAGGAUCGCCGCAAGCGGCUCUACGACGACCGCCGCGACCCCCCUCGUCCCUCCCCGGACGCCGCCCGUCGCGAGGAUGAGCUGCCGCGCGAGCUCCGGGACCGGGAGAGCCGCCGCUCGCAGGGCUUCGACGACCGCCGCGACCACCGCCGCUCCCCGGGCCGCUCCGAUGGGCGUGCUCGGUCCCGCUCCCCUCCGCCGGCGGCGGGCGACUGGCGCUCCUUGCGGCGGCGCUCUCCUUCCCCGCCCCGACGCCGGGAGCGCAGCCCAUCCCCUCCCCGCCCGGAUCCCUCCCACCCCGCGCUGUUGUGCCCGGACAAGCCUAUCGACGAGGAGUUGAUGAUGUACGGCCAUGGGAUCGAGGGGCUGGGGUUCUUCCACACCGAGCUCCCGGACGUCCCCUCCCCCUCCCUCUAG
Molecule: messenger RNA, 441 nt
Organism: Aegilops tauschii subsp. strangulata
Lineage: Eukaryota; Viridiplantae; Streptophyta; Magnoliopsida; Poales; Poaceae
Source: RefSeq, a predicted model, not a curated record